UGGGACGUGGCUUUGGGUCAGUAAUGUGGAACACUUAUCACCAUAGCAACAGACACCCCCACCCCUCCAGGCACAGUCAGGAGCCUCGCCGCUGCAGUGAAAGGUUUUUAAAGACCAGACAAAACAUUCUGGGAAUGGGACCACGAAUCAGAAGCAAGAGUAACUUGACAUUCAUUCAGACCUUCGCACUCCAAAGACAUCUGUUCAUACAAAUGGAAUAACUUUUUCCCCUGAGCUGAGAAGGACCAUCUGCAAGGAAAUCACAAAUGGGAUAAAGGAAGGUUAUUUGGUUCUUUUUCUAAUUGCCAUCUAGGCAGUGUGGUGGUUUGUACUACACACAGGCUGAGCCAUGAGAUAAAAAAAAAAUUCAUGACAAAAGCAAAGCUUUAUCCUGGAAUAAAACAAACUCUUUUAUUAGAAAGCGUAGUGAUUCUUUGGUGCUGGUGCAUGGCGCACAAAGGUGUAGGAGCAGGUACACAGGUUACUGGUUUCCAUCUAUAUUACAAUGGCAAAGUGGUUUAAGGAAUUCCCCAUCAAUUUGAAGAAUGGUACCGACAGGAUGCGCUCAUCGUCUGAGUCAGGGCCACAAACAAGGGCCAGUAAAGCCGGGCUGGUGGUCAGCAUUGGUACAAAGGCUACAGGUUCCAAAACGACACCUCGCAAAAUCUCCUCUGCUGAGAGCCCAGGUAGAGGAGGAGUUGGAUCUCUGCUGUCUGGAAGAAACCAUAAAAUCUCAGCUGUUGAGCUGAGCAGAAACGGUUCUCCAAAGGACAGUAAGGUAUGGGAUAACCUCCUGUCGGGGAAGAGCCGCAAGAACUCUAAAACUGAACCGGUGUCCGAAGAGCAGCACCGGUCACCGAAAACCUCUACGCCCACAAAUACUUACAUCAACCGGCUCAUAAGAGUGGACAAACAGGACAAAAGUGGAAACUUCAACAGCAGUACCAUCAGUCAAGUGGUGCCUGAAGAAGAAAAACCAUCUCAGUGCAAAACAGACACACUGAUCAUCCUGGAAGAUUAUGCAGAUCCGUUUGAUGCUCAGAAGACCAGAGAGCAAAGGGAGGCAGAGAGGGUCGGGGAGAAUGAUGGCUACAUGGAGCCUUAUGACGCCCAGCAGAUGAUUACGGAGAUCAGACGCCGAGGAUCCAAGGACCUGCUGAAGGUGUGCGUCGUAAUGGAUGGAAGUGAGGGCACAGGUGACAAAGGUCAGCCUGCGACCUUACAGAUCUAUGAUGUCACAUGCGAGGGAAGUGGCGACGGCAACAAGACCACAACAACACGACCAGAGUUGGACUCUCGCCCCUCCACUGAGUACGAGCUGCCUUGGGAUCGGAAGAAGGAGCACGUUGUUAAAAGUCUGUCUGCUCAGUUUGACAAUCCCGAAAGGCUGAACACAGCCAAAGAGGAGACAAAUCAUCUUAGUCUCACCAGACAUCAUCUGAGGCAGAAAAGCUGGACGCAGAAGAUCCUGAAGUCCUCCCAGAACCUGUUCCCUUCUUCCAGCCCCACCAGUAGCCCUGAACCUGAUGGCUGCUGUGUUGACCCCAGUCUACCCCUGGAGACACAGAGCUGGUACCAUGGAUGUGUGACUCGCCAGGAGGCGGAGUUUCAGCUGCAGGCCUGCAAAGAGGCCAGUUUCCUGGUGAGGAACAGUGAAUCAGACAGUAGCAAGUACUCCAUCGCCCUCAAGACGAGUCAAAGCUGCGUUCAUAUCAUUGUUGCCCAGACCAAAGAAAAUGGCUACACACUGGACCAGAGCAGCUGCGUGUUUCCCAGCAUACCAGAGGUGGUGCAUUACUACUGCAAUCAGCGGCUGCCUUUCAACGGUGCCGAACACAUGACCCUGUUGCACCCCGUGCCUCGCAUCCCCUAACUCUUGGGAAAAAACAAGCACACGUCUGGAAAAUCACCUUCUGACAUCUGACUGGUUGG
Molecule: messenger RNA, 1932 nt
Organism: Thalassophryne amazonica
Lineage: Eukaryota; Metazoa; Chordata; Actinopteri; Batrachoidiformes; Batrachoididae
Product: SH2 domain-containing adapter protein E-like
Exons: 7
Coding region: 506-1873 (455 amino acids)
Molecular function (GO): phosphotyrosine residue binding
Source: RefSeq, a predicted model, not a curated record